GGGGGGAAGAGGAAAAUACAAGACCUAUCAUGUUCUGGAAGCUGGAAUGCAUAGCUCUGAUCCUGAUGAAAGGAUUACUGCAGCUGGCCAGUUCAUUCAACCUUGAUGUGAAAAACCCUAUGAUUUUCAAUGGCUCACAGGCUGAUAUGUUUGGAUAUACUGUUAAGCAGUUUGAAAAUGAAGAAGGAAAGUGGCUUCUUAUUGGAGCGCCCUGGGAAGGACAGCCUAUUAAUCGAAUGGGUGAUGUUUACAAAUGCCCAACAUUCAACUCCAUCAGACCAGCGUGUGUGAAGCUGAACUUAGCUGAGUCUAUAUCUGUUCCCAAUAUCACUCAAGUGAAGGAGAAUAUGACGCUGGGCACGACACUGGCACCCAAUCCUAAAGGAGGUUUUCUGGCAUGUGGACCACUUUAUUCUUACAAGUGUGGGAGUCUCUAUUACUCAACUGGAGCCUGUGCGAAUGUAAGCUCCAAUUUCCAAGUUGUAAACACCAUAGCGCCUACAGUGAAAGCCUGCAAGUCUCGCCUGGACAUUAUGAUUGUUCUUGAUGGUUCAAACAGCAUAUAUCCUUGGCCCAGUGUGAAUAAGUUUCUGAUAAAACUAUUGGAAAAAAUCAAAAUUGGUCCCCAAGAAACCCAGGUGGGAAUUAUGCAAUAUGGACAUAGCGUCACACAUAUCAUCAGUCUGAAUCAAUACAACACAACAGAAGAUCUCCUGGAGGCUGCCAAAAAGAUCAAACAGUAUGGCGGAAAUCAGACGAAGACAGCUCUUGGGAUCGAAUCCGCUAGGACUGAGGAAUUCACAACGCAGAGGGGGAUGCGAAAAGGAGUUUCUAAAGUCAUGGUGGUGGUAACAGACGGUGAAUCUCAUGACAGUCACAACCUAGAAAGUGUGAUCAACAACUGUAAAAAGGACAACAUUACAAUGUUUGCUAUUGCAGUGCUCGGCAGCUACAACAGAGGGAAUCAGAGUACCGUGAAAUUUCUAAAAGAAAUCGAGUCCAUCGCAAGCUCACCGAAAGACAAACACUUUUUCAAUGUAUCUGAUGAAAAGGCAUUGGUGACUAUAGCAGAAACACUUGGUGAAGAAAUCUUUGCUCUUGAAGCAACUCCUGACAAAGAAGCAACCUCCUUCAAGAUGGAAAUGUCACAGGUUGGAUUCAGUGCACAUUAUACCAAGGACAGCAUCAUGCUUGGAGCAGUUGGAGCUGACGAAUGGAAUGGAACAGUCCUUAUGCUGAACAACAAUGAUGUGGUUAUUCCUGACAGCGAGGAAUUUCUCAAUAAGUCAGACAAACAUAAUGAAUCUUUGGCUGGAUAUUUGGGUUACUCUGUAAGCUCUGUCGCAGUGGCUGGAGUUAUGUGGUAUGUUGCUGGACAGCCUCGAUACAAUCACACUGGACAAGUUGUUAUUUAUACCUCAAAAGGAAAGCGCACAAGCAUUAUACAGACCCUGAAAGGAGAGCAGAUUGGCUCAUACUUUGGAAGCUCCGUGUGUUCUGUUGACAUCAAUCAAGAUUCAAUAACUGAUGUUCUUCUGGUUGGAGCCCCUAUGUAUAUGGGAACAGAUAAAGAAGAGCAAGGAAGAGUUUACGUGUACAUUCUAAAAAAGGAUAAGUUUCAAUACGAGAUGGUCCUUGAGCCAAUUAAGCAGCAAUGCAGUUGCCAGUCUGCAUUUGACCUCAGUACAGACAAGUUCAGUAAGGAGAAAGUCAAAAAGCAGGAAUGCUCUAAUUCGAUCAGGGAACCCUGCGGCUCCAGGUUCGGCAUGGCCAUAGCCUGGGUCUCUGACCUAAACCUUGACGGUUAUAAUGACAUAGUGAUCGGAGCACCACUGGAGAACAACCACCAAGGGGCUGCCUAUGUCUUCCACGGAAAGGGCACAAUCAUAAACAAACAGUACUCACAGUACAUCUCCACGUCAGCGCCAGAGGUUGACCUCAAGUAUUUUGGCCAAUCUAUUGACGGACAGAUGGAUUUGAACAAUGACGGUCUGGUGGAUGUUACUGUGGGAGCGCUGGGUGGUGCUGCCCUCUUCUGGUCCCGUGACAUAGCUCAAGUGACAGUUGAGUUGCGAUUUAGCCCAAACAAGAUUAAUAUCCAGAAUAAGAAUUGUGAGAUAUCUGGCAGGCAGACUGUUUGUGUCACAAUGGAGAUUUGCUUCAGAGUUCGUCUAAAGCCUGACAAGGAGCCAAAACAGUCGAUUGCUCUUGAAUAUAACACAACAAUAGACUCUGCAAGGCGUGUGUCCAGGGGACUAUUUAAUGAAACUCAUGAAAGGAAGAUCCAAAGAAAUGUCACUGUGUUUUCUUCUCACUGUACAAAACAUCUCUUCUACAUGUUGGAAACGCCAGAUUUUCUAAAUCCAGUGGAGAUUCUGGUGGAGUUUGUAAUGGUAGAUCCAGAUAAAGGACCUGUCCUAGAUGCUUCCCUACCAAGCAACGCAAGGGAUCUGGUCUUUUUUAGAAAGAAUUGUGGAGAAGAUGAGAAAUGUAUCAAUGACUUGAUACUUAAGGCUGAGACGGACUUAAUGUUUAACGGCUUAAAUCCUUACAUCGUGCAUCAAGAUCAGAGAAAAUUCAGUCUGGCCAUUACAUUAAAAAAUGAAAAGGAAAAUGCUUAUAACCCAAGGAUAGUGGUGACAUACUCAAAAAACAUCAAUUUCACUGGAGUUGGGCCCAACGGUGAUUGCAAGCUGUCUAGAUCAAACAACGUCACCUGUAGAGUGGGAUAUCCCUUUCUCACCCCAGGAGAUGAGGGUUCCUUUAAGAUGAAGUUUGAAUUUGUUACCUCUCAUCUCCACGGCAAGGUCAAUUUAUACCUGGAGGCAACAAGUGACAGUGAAGAGCGGAGUGAAACCUUGGGCGAUAAUAAAGUUACCAUCUCCAUUCCAGUACAGUAUGAAGCUGGACUGCUGUUUUCAAGGACAAUAAAAGAUGAUCACUUUAAGAUAGCAGCCAAUGACACAAUUUCCAAUGUUAUCAGUAGUAUUCAGGAAAUCGGCGAUGCAGUGGAAAUCAGCUACAUGGUCCACAAUGAUGGUCCUUUCAAAAUCCAGCUUCUUCGAAUGACCUUAACAUUCCCGAAUUUGUCUCCUGCAAACAAUACCCUUCUAUACUUGACGGGCAUAACUCACUCAAAUAAUGUGACGUGUGAAGCUGGACAUUUUGUAGAUCCUCUGAAGAUAAGUCCCACAAACCCUCACAGACCUCUGCCAGUACAGGAGGAUCUCAUCAGGACCAAUGAGCAAUGUGAACAUCCUGCAGGAUGUGCAUCCUUCUUUUGUACUUUGGAUCCCUCAAGUAUGGUCCAGGUUAAUAUUUCAUUUAGACUAUGGAAACCUUCUUUCAUUAAAGCACACUUUUAUUCAAUAGGUUUAAAUGUAACUUCCACGUUAAUGAUUGAAGAUUCACAGUUAAUCGUACUCAACAAAGCAAUGGAAAAAAGCACUGUGACUUUAACUGUGACAAAAGAAUUACGUGGGGGAAUCCCUAUAUGGGUUAUCGUGCUGAGUGUACUUGCUGGCCUGUUACUUCUUGCACUUUUAAUAUUUGGGCUGUGGAAGGCUGGCUUUUUCAAACGCCCUUUAAAAGAAAAGAUGUGAAUGUUCCCAAGAAGCUCUUAGAAACACAGAAGAAUGGAAGGUUGUGCAUGUUGCUAGCCUUUCAUUGGAUCAUUAAAGAAAGCUGUAAAGUUAGAAUGAGAAAGAGAUGAAAAUAAUUUGCAUAGAAUAAAGUACACUGUACAGCACAGAAACAAGCCAUUCAGACCAACUAAUCUGUUGCGGUGUUUAUACUCCAUGCAAGCUUCCACCUCUCCUAAUACCCCCCUAUGCCCCUCUAUUCCCUUCUUUCCCCAUGUCUGCACUCACUUUGCCCUACCUCCCCCAACCCCCCACCCCCCCCAAUCCCAUCAUCAUAAAGCUGCACAGUAGAUUUUAAUACUCCCAGGCAAUCGUUUGCGUAUACUGUACAUGUAAUAUGUGCAGAACAGUUUUAUUGUCAGCUUCUGGUAAAUUACAUUGCCA
This is a messenger RNA of Callorhinchus milii (elephant shark), 4025 nucleotides long. It is a transcript of the gene itga1, whose product is annotated as integrin, alpha 1. Gene Ontology annotation, molecular function: integrin binding. NCBI's taxonomy places the organism in Eukaryota, Metazoa, Chordata, Chondrichthyes, Chimaeriformes, Callorhinchidae. The coding region runs from base 30 to 3602 and encodes 1190 amino acids. The record is from RefSeq and is a predicted model, not a curated record. The transcript has 31 exons. Gene Ontology annotation, biological process: cell-cell adhesion; integrin-mediated signaling pathway; cell-matrix adhesion. Gene Ontology annotation, cellular component: external side of plasma membrane; integrin complex.